This is a messenger RNA of Panicum hallii, 1843 nucleotides long. Its product is annotated as protein HGV2. The transcript is spliced from 6 exons. Bases 97 to 1494 code for a protein of 465 amino acids. The record is from RefSeq and is a predicted model, not a curated record. NCBI's taxonomy places the organism in Eukaryota, Viridiplantae, Streptophyta, Magnoliopsida, Poales, Poaceae. Gene Ontology annotation, molecular function: histone binding. Gene Ontology annotation, cellular component: nucleoplasm. Gene Ontology annotation, biological process: CENP-A containing chromatin assembly; DNA replication-dependent chromatin assembly.
GUGCCCCCAAAAAUUUCCCCAUUUCCUUCCCUUCCUUUCCCCAAUUACCGCGCCGAGAAGGGGAACCCGCCGCCGCCGCCGCUCUGCACGCCGCCCAUGGCCUCCUCGUCGGAGAACGCGGGCGCGACGCUAGAGGAGCCCCAGGCCCCGCCGCUGCCGAAUCCGAACCCCAGCGAGGAGGCGCCCGGCGAGGGGGAGGAGGAGGAGCCCAAAACCCUAGAGCGGGCGCAGGAGCUGUUCGACCGGGGGUCCAAGGCCAUCGAGGAGGAGGACUUCGUCGACGCCGUCGACUGCCUCAGCCGCGCGCUCGAGAUCAGGACUUCACAUUAUGGAGAGCUUGCUCCAGAGUGUGCCAGCACAUAUUUUAAAUACGGAUGUGCCCUGCUAUACAAAGCACAGGAGGAGACUGAUCCAUUAGGCAAUGUUCCCAAGAAUGCACCAAAUGAAGAAUCAGCGAAGAGUACAACUGCUAAAGAUGAUAGUGUAAGCUCAAAGGCCUCUGUUAGCAAUGCGGAGGAUGCUGCAUCUUCAGAGAAAGUUGAUGCUGAAGAAGGUCAAAGCUCAAAUGGCAAAGAUCAUGGGGAUGGGAAUGGUGAAAUUGAGAAGCAUGAUGAUGACGAUGACGAGGAUGAGAAGAUGGGAGAUGAAGAAGAUUCCGAUGUGGAUCUUGCAUGGAAAAUGUUGGACAUUGCAAGGGCCAUAGUUGAGAAGAGCCCAGAAAACACUAUGGAGAAAGUAAAAAUUUAUUCUGCACUUGGUGAAGUUGCAUUGGAAAGAGAGGACAUAGACAACUCACUCAGUGACUACAUGAAAGCUUUAGCCAUGUUGGAGCAAUUGGUUGAGCCUGAUCAUCGUCGAACUGUAGAACUAAACUUCCGCAUAUGUUUGGUUUACGAGCUGGCAUCCAAGAUUGGAGAUGCAAUCCCAUAUUGUGCAAAAGCGAUUUCACUAUGCAAGUCACGCAUUCAGAGUCUGAAAGAUUCCAAGGAUGCUUCUUUGGCUGGUAAAGAUGGUGAAUCUGCUGCUGAAGGAGUCUCAGAAAAAUCUGCUCCUGAAGCUGAGAUAGAGCAGCUUAGUGGCAUAUUGACUGAACUUGAGAAGAAGCUUGAAGACCUGGAGCAAGCUAUGUCGACCCCAAGGUCUGCUAUAGAUGAGUUCUUGAAGACGAUUGCAUCCAGAGCAGCUGCUGGGCAGAAAGGUGCUGAUGGCAUCCCAAGGGCUGCAUCUUUUACUUCUUCGCAGAUGGCCACUUCGAGCAAUGGCUUUGACUCCUCAGUCAUGUCUACGGCAGCGACAACCGGAAGCACUGGAAGCACUGUAACUGACCUCGGGGUUGUAGGCAGAGGUGUCAAACGAGCUAACAUCAAGCCGAUCACAGCUGAACCUGCUCCGAAGAAGCCUGCUGUGGAUUCAGCAUCUGCGAAAGGUGAUAGCAGCAACAGCUCGGAGGCUCUUCCUACAACACAGAACGGUGACGAAUCUGUAUGGAAGUAGAGCGCACUCAGUAGCCUUACCUAUCAUGUUAACUCGCUGGAACCUGUUAGCCGCUUAUGUCUGUGGUUCUGUCUCACUUAAUCUGGUCCGCUGUUAGCCGUUUUAGCUUAAGCUAUUUAAAUGUUUGAGAAGGGGACUGUUCGAGCCAUGUACUCAUCCUGAGAUUUGGAACUUGUAACGUUUGAUUGCUGAGAAGUUUAUCACGCGUGGUGAGUUGCCUGGUUUAUCGUAGCAUGUGUGGGUGUGGUGAGAUGAAUCCUACUGUUCACUUGCCCUACAGUACCUCCUAUGUUGACUCGCUGGAGGUUUCACUUAAAUGCUGGCCGUUCUAGCAAAGUUAUUUGAAAUU